CGGCGAUCGUACUGGAUACGAGCGAGAAACAACCACCUCACCUGCGAAGGAAGGGCUAAACUGCAUCGCUCAAAACUUCUGCGGUUGAAGUUGGUCUCAUCUUCUCUCUUCCUGUUCAGACUCAGACUCCGGGGCCGGUCCGCUUGUACCGUCUGAUAUGUUGACGGGCCAGGAACACCGACAGGAACAGGAAGACUGAGAAACGGAUCAGGACAGGAACAGACAGGAAGAGGAACAGGAACAGGAACAGAAAACACAACAGGGAUAAUACCAGAGACAAGACAAAUGCAGCCUUAUCGACCGGCUUAUCGAAACCCUUCGCCCGACCCCGAGCAGGACCUCGCCAUGCUGCCUCCGCAAAACAACUACUACUCGCCCGUCAACCCCCAGCCGCCUCGCCCUCCGCAGCAUCGCCAGCAGCAUCUCCCUCACGACGACCAGUACUACUCGGAAGACUAUGUUCCGCAGCAUCCGGGCCGGUCAGACGUCACCGCCGGCGCAGACAACUACGGCCAUGCGGCGGCCGGCGGAGGCAUGACCGGGCUGGCCUCGGGGGUCGCUGCAUACCCGGGCCACUCUCGCCGGCACCUGCAUGACUCGCGUGCCUACGAGGAGAUGGGAUACCAGGAGACCAUGGGCGGCAGCUAUGAUCCCGCUGCCUAUGCCCAUAGCCGCAGCUACCAGGAUCACACCAACUACACCAACAACAGCAACUAUAGUAACAACCAUGGCAACCAUGGCAAUGAUACGUACAAUGCGUACCAGGAUAGUGCCGCACGAUACCACUAUGAUGACCCGUACAGGAGAGACGAGUCUGGCCUCGGCGCAGUGCAUCCAGAGUCCAUCAACCCGCACGACAUCGUCGACGACGGAGACGACGGCUUCAUCCCCGAGCCCAAGAGACGCUCCCUCCUCAGCAUGGGCCACAACUCAAGCCACAACAACCUCUAUCCCGGCGUCGGGGCGGGAGCUGCUGCAUCUGGUUCAUUGCCGGGCUCGGGUGCCCGCAGUCCCGCCGGUGCAAGCGGUGGCAGCGGGAACGGCAGCGGGAGCGGAGCGGGUGUCGGCGCAGACACUCCCCUCUACAACCUCGCAACCGGAGAGAAAAAGGUCUUUGCCGACGAAGAACGAUCCCGCAAGAAACGCCUCUGGAUCAUCGGCAUCAUCGUCGCCCUCGUCCUCGCCGGUGCCAUAGCCGGCGGUGUCACCGCAGGUAUCCUCGCCAACCAAAAAGCGAGCUCCGACCCCAACAGGCCCGGCCACAGCGGCUCCGGCGCAGACGACGACAAGGGAGAUCUCGGCAAGGACUCAAAGGAGAUCAAGGCCCUGCAGAGUAAGGACCUGCAUAAGGUCUUCCCAGGCAUGGACUACACCCCCUGGGGCACCCAGUACCCGCUCUGCCUCAAGUACCCGCCCAGCCAGAACAACGUCACCCGCGACAUCGCCGUGCUCUCCCAGCUCACCAACACCGUCCGUCUGUACGGCACAGACUGCAACCAGACCGAGAUGGUCCUGCAUGCCUUUGAGCGCCUCGAGCUCAAGCAGAUGAAGCUCUGGCUCGGCGUCUGGAUAGACACCAACACCACCACCAACGACCGCCAGAUCAAACAGCUCUACAACAUCCUCGAAAACACCCGCGACAAGUCCGUCUUCAAGGGCGUCAUCGUCGGCAACGAGGUGCUGUAUCGUGGCAAAAACGACCCGUCCACUCUCACACAGCUCAUGAAAUACAUCACCGGCGUCAAGAAGGAGCUCGCAUCGCUCAACCUCGACCUCCCCAUCGCCACGUCAGACCUGGGCGACGCCUGGACUCAGCCGCUCACCAAGAUCGUCGAUGUAGUCAUGUCCAACGUCCAUCCGUUCUUCGCCGGCGUCACGGCCGACAAGGGCACGGGCUGGGCAUGGUCGUUCUGGACCGAACACGACGUCGCGUUGACAAAGGGCACGGAUAAGAAACAGAUCAUCUCGGAAAUCGGAUGGCCUAGCGGUGGAGGGAAUAACUGCGGCGAUUCCAAGUGUCCGGAUUCCGACUCGGGGUCUGUAGCCAGCGUCAAGGACAUGAAUAUCUUCAUGGAGAAUUGGGUGUGUCAGGCCCUCAGUAACGGGACGGAUUAUUUCUGGUUUGAGGCGUUUGAUGAGCCGUGGAAAGUCACGUUCAAUGAGCCCGGCAAGGAAUGGGAAGAUAAAUGGGGUCUUAUGGAUCCUGCCCGUGUUCUCAAGCCUGGCAUCAAGAUUCCCGACUGCGGCGGCAAGACGGUCGAUUAGCCGACGUCUCCACUGACUUUCAUCACCAUCUACACCCGACAUAUACUUCGACAUCUAUCUCGAUAUAGACUCGCUUUUCCUCUAUAUACCUCCCGCCCCAGCCAUAUACACCGGCAUUUACAGCCCAGCCAGCUCACACUUUUCACACGUUCGAGCACCAGCGCGCUUCUCUUCUUUUUCCUCUUCCUUUUCCCACUUAUUGAUUGACGCUGACACACGCAUUAUGUAAAUACCUUCUUCUCCCCUUCCUACCUUCUUCCUCCCCUCAAAUCCGCAGAUCACCUUUUACCUUUUUACCCGAUCCCACCGACCGAUCGUCUCUAGUGGCAUCGACAGCAGCUCAAAUAAGCUCCUCGACCGCACACGCACCCCCCUCGGCAUAUACUUUCCGCCCCGCGGUCCCCGCUU
This is a messenger RNA of Trichophyton rubrum CBS 118892, 2673 nucleotides long. RefSeq lists its product as uncharacterized. The transcript has 2 exons. Lineage: Eukaryota; Fungi; Ascomycota; Eurotiomycetes; Onygenales; Arthrodermataceae. Gene Ontology annotation, cellular component: extracellular region; cell surface; fungal-type cell wall. The record is from RefSeq and is a predicted model, not a curated record. Gene Ontology annotation, biological process: cell wall organization. Bases 286 to 2265 code for a protein of 659 amino acids. Gene Ontology annotation, molecular function: 1,3-beta-glucanosyltransferase activity; glucan endo-1,3-beta-D-glucosidase activity.